AUGCGGCUGCCGCCCGCGCUGCGGCUCGGGGCCGGGUACCGGCAGGGGCAGCGCCCGGGGCCGCGCACCCGCGAGUAUUUCUACUACAUCGACCACCAAGGGCAGAUCCCAGGCGGACCCAGGGCAGAUCCCGGUCAGAUCCCAGCUACACCCCAGGACAGAUCCCAGACGGACCCAGGACAGAUCCCGGUCACACCCAGGACAGAUCCCAGACAGAUCCCAGGCGGACCCAGGGCAGAUCCCAGGCAGAUCCCGGACAGAUCCCAGCUACACCCUGGGCAGAUCCCAGACAGACCCAGGACAGAUCCCGGGCAGAUCCCAGCUACACCCCAGGACAGAUCCCAGACAGACCCAGGACAGAUCCCGGUCACACCCAGGACAGAUCCGAGACAGAUCCCAGUAACACCCAGGACAGAUCCCAGGCGGACCCAGGACAGAUCCCGGGCAGAUCCCAGCUACACCCCAGGACAGAUCCCAGACAGACCCAGGACAGAUCCCAGACAGAUCCCAGUAACACCCAGGACAGAUCCCAGGCGGACCCAGGGCAGAUCCCGGACAGAUCCCGGGCAGAUCCCGGACAGAUCCCAGCUACACCCUGGGCAGAUCCCAGACAGACCCAGGACAGAUCCCGGGCAGAUCCCAGCUACACCCCAGGACAGAUCCCAGACAGACCCAGGACAGAUCCCGGUCACACCCAGGACAGAUCCGAGACAGAUCCCAGUAACACCCAGGACAGAUCCCGGGCAGAUCCCAGACAGAUCCCGGACAGAUCCCAGCUACACCCUGGGCAAAUCCCAGACAGACCCAGGACAGAUCCCGGGCAGAUCCCAGCUACACCCCAGGACAGAUCCCAGACAGACCCAGGACAGAUCCCAGACAGAUCCCAGUAACACCCAGGACAGAUCCCAGACGGACCCCGGUCAGAUCCCGGACAGAUCCCGGACAGGUCCCAGCUACACUCCGGGCAGAUCCCAGACAGACCCAGGACAGAUCCCAGGCAGAUCCUGGACACAUCCAGGACAGAUGCCAGACAGAUCCCGGACAGAUCCCAGCUACACCCCAGGCAGGUCCCAGACAGACCCAGGACAGAUCCCGGUAACACCCAGGACAGAUCCCAGACAGACCCAGGACAAAUCCCAGACAGAUCCCAGAUAGACCCAGGACAGAUCCCAGGACAGACCCCAGUAACAACUAGGACAGAUCUCUGACAGAUCCCAGCUACACCCCAGGCAGAUCCCAGAUAGACCCAGGACAGAUCCCAGUCACACCCCAGACAGAUCCUGGUCACACCUAGCACAGAUCCCAGACAGAUCCCAGUAACACCCAGGACAGAUCCCAGACAGAUUCUGGUCACACCCAGGACAGAUCCCAGACAGAUCCCAAAGAGAACCCACGUGGACCCGAGACAGAUCCCAGACAAAUCUUGGACAGACCCAAGACAGACCCCAAACCAACCUGAGACAGAUCCCACAGAGGGAUCCCGGGCUGGGUCCAGACAGAUCCCCAAAAAAAGAAAAAACACCCAGAUGGGCUCCGGACAGAUCCUGGGUGGAUCCCAAAAGGAUCCCAGGCAGAUCCUGGACCUGCCGGGGUGGGGGGGGGUACAGUUUUGAGGCUUUUUCCCACU
This is a messenger RNA of Tyto alba (common barn owl), 1627 nucleotides long. Its product is annotated as calcium-binding protein P-like. Lineage: Eukaryota; Metazoa; Chordata; Aves; Strigiformes; Tytonidae. The transcript has 3 exons. The record is from RefSeq and is a predicted model, not a curated record. The coding region runs from base 1 to 1155 and encodes 384 amino acids.